AUGGCCUCAACAAUUGUACUCGUGAUGAUGUUGUUAAUAGUUUUAGUACUAGCAUAUUGGUACUAUUUGGACAAAACUCGAGAGAAGCAGGCAGCCAAAAGAGGUCUCAAAUAUGACCUUCCAGUGGAUAAAGUUGUUUUACAUCCAUUAGACAAUGAAAUGAAGUCUGACGAAAUGCCUAGAACAGAUGACACACAAGGCAGCAUGAAUGAAAUAAAAGAAGCGCAAAGAAUCCCAAUACUAGCAUAUUGGUACUAUUUGGACAAAACUCGAGAGAAGCCAGCAGCCAAAAGAGGUCUCAAAUAUGACCUUCCAGUGGAUAAAGUUGUUUUACAUCCAUUAGACAAUGAAAUGAAGGCUGAUGAAAUGCCUAGAACAGAUGACACACAAGGCAGCGUGAAUGAAAUAAAAGAAGCGCAAAGAAUCCCAAGUAAGAAAAGAUCAGGAGGGAAUAAGGUAUCGGAUACAGCACUACCACAAAAAUUUCGAACUGUCUAUGCCUAA
Molecule: messenger RNA, 504 nt
Organism: Strongylus vulgaris
Lineage: Eukaryota; Metazoa; Nematoda; Chromadorea; Rhabditida; Strongylidae
Source: the annotation of a GenBank genome assembly